AUGAGAUACCUUCGAAGCGCGAUGCGAAAAUCGAAAACAAGGAAACCUCCCCCACUAUACGUUCAAACGUACUCGAGAGAAUCAUCACCGCGUUGUUCAUCCGUCAUUUCGGACUGCGACGCGGACGACGAGGGCUUCAUGUCGUCAGGAGAAUAUUUACCGUCGAGUUCGAAAUCUCUCAAUCUUUCGAUCCCACCUGGCCCUUAUUGUCCCAGGCGACCAACGUUACAAGAGGUCUUGUCGGAUGCUGCACCACCACCAUGGACGUUGAGCGCCUUCAUGGCAUACCUGUCACAGAACCAUUGUUUGGAAACCUUAGAGUUUACCAUGGAUGCCACCAGAUACAAGAAACAUUAUCAGGCGACAUACGGCCGGGAUCCAUACUCACCACUAUCCCCAACCGAUCAAGAUUCCGAAUAUGUACGAAUGUUAUGGCGAAAGUUGUUGGAUGCAUACAUUGCGCCAAAUGGGCCACGAGAAGUAAAUCUACCUUCUGAUGUUAGGGAUCGAUUAAUUCAUUUACCGAACAUAUACGAGGCGCCAGACCCAAGAGAAUUGGAUCAAGCCGUCAAGAUCAUAUAUGAGUUGAUGGAUGAAUCUGUGUUGGUUCCAUUCUUGAAUUCAAUUGCUCCUCCAUCACGUGCCUCCGAUCACAGCCCGUGGGCCUCGAAUGAGUCAUUUGGUGACGCUGCUGCCAUGGCCGAAUCUUUGGAAGAGCGAUCUAUGUCUCAUUCUCGACUACGCACGAGAAAGGGAAGUCCACCUCUCAGUGGAGAUAAGAUGUCUCAUUCUCACAGCCUUCCAUCGCAAAGACCACCUCAACAUCCACAUCUUACUGCUGCAUUAGGUCGCGUAACUUCUGCUCGCUUAUCAACAUUCAUGUCUGGAUCCUCAGGAACCUCCUCAAUCGAAUCCGAAAGUCUCACAGACGACACUGAUUCGCCAUCUCCAAUGGAACCCAUCACUCCUCCAACCACUCCACCAACUUCAGAUACUGGUUUCGUAAGUGAUUCGCCUGGAACUAGCCCACGUCAUUCUCGUGAAGGAAGUGUUAGCUGGAAGAAGGUGGGUGCGAAACUCGGUUUCAAGAAGAGUCGAUCUGCUCAUGGAUCGACAAGUAGUUCGCGACGCCACAGCGUGAGUGAUGAUCAAAAUGGUAGUCAACCAUGA
Botrytis sinoallii is the source of this 1170-nucleotide messenger RNA. RefSeq lists its product as uncharacterized. The coding region runs from base 1 to 1170 and encodes 389 amino acids. The transcript has a single exon. The record is from RefSeq and is a predicted model, not a curated record. Lineage: Eukaryota; Fungi; Ascomycota; Leotiomycetes; Helotiales; Sclerotiniaceae.